This is a messenger RNA of Ipomoea nil (Japanese morning glory), 628 nucleotides long. RefSeq names its product non-specific lipid-transfer protein 4-like. Lineage: Eukaryota; Viridiplantae; Streptophyta; Magnoliopsida; Solanales; Convolvulaceae. Gene Ontology annotation, biological process: lipid transport. The record is from RefSeq and is a predicted model, not a curated record. Gene Ontology annotation, molecular function: lipid binding. Gene Ontology annotation, cellular component: membrane. The transcript has 2 exons. The coding region runs from base 58 to 411 and encodes 117 amino acids.
UGAGCCCAAAUAAGUGAUCAGUGCAAGCUAGCCAUUACCCCACUCUUGUUCUUGAUCAUGAGGCCUUCAAACCAAACUUUGGCUCUCUGUGUGGUUCUUCUCUUGGUUGCAGCACCGGUUUCUCGGGCUGCAGUUACCUGUGGCAGUGUGCUGAGCACCCUGAAGCCUUGCAUUAGCUACCUGCAAGGCGGUGGGGGGCCGUCGCCCCCGGGGACGUGCUGUGGUGGAGUCAAGAGCCUUGCAAGUGCUGCAUCAUCCAAGCCAGACAAGCAGACUGCCUGUGGGUGCCUCAAGACUGCAGCCCAGAAGCUGAAGGUCAACACCAACCGCGCCCAGACGCUCCCGCAGGACUGCGGCGUCUCCCUGUCGUUUCCCAUCUCGACUUCUAUCGACUGCAGCACAAUCAGCUAAGCUUGGAGAGAACAAUGAUGAUAUGAUAUGAUAUGAUGCUGUUGAAAGCACUUAUUACUGGGGAGGAUAAGUAAAUCUUAUAAUAAUGUAAAAGUUGGAAUGUUUGUGUCUUUUUAUCAUUAAUAUAUCACUCUAGAGUUGUGUUCCCUUCUUAUAUUUUCUAUGGAAUAAACUUUGUGUUUUCUCUUGUGAGUUGAAAAUACAGCUGAAAUUUCUC